AUGUUGCGAGAUUCAAAAGGCCCAGGGAUUCGGUAUUCCGGGGACAGUGAGUUUUGGAAGGGAAAGAAGCGUCGAUUAGGUUUGAUUAUACUCAUGAUCUUGGUUGUUUUGCAAAUGGCAUUUCUUGGAAAUGUUUCUUGGAUCCUUGGCUCCCUUUUUGGUUCAGAAGAAAGAGUCAAGAAUGUAAAGCUUGUUCUUGUGGACUAUGAUCAAGGGUUUAUUGGAGAGGCUGUCCAGACCGCAUAUUCGAAGCUCAAGGGUGACACAUUCCCAACCAUUCAAGUCGCGGAUGAAACCAUAUACCCAUCUCCCGCAGAUACAGUGGACGAAGUGUGCCGCAACAUCGAUAUCUAUGGGGCAAUCUACAUCCACAAAAACGCAUCGACACGGUUGCAAGAAGCACUUUCUGGAACCAGCAACGAGCCAUAUAACUCUAGUGAUACUCUUACCUAUGUCGUGAAUGAGGCCCGAUAUUCCCUGGCGGUGGCACAAGCAGUUGUCACCCAAGGCACGUCAAUCCUCGCACAAGCUACCAAUGCUGUCCUGGCCCAGGCAAUGAUAUCACAGGGGUUCAAUGCCUCUAGCGAGUCAGCCCUGCAGGCAUUCUUUAACCCCAUAACUCCCACAUCGAAGAUAAUCGGGUCGCUGCCUCAGACUGCACGAGCUCUAUACAAUACAGCGAUUAUCGUCUUGGUCAUCCUACCAAACGUGUUCUUUAUCAUGGCAAUGAAUCAAAUCCAGACCAGCUGGAAGAUGCUCUCGCGGGCAACGAUUCGCGCAAACGUUGGGUUUCGGGUUCUCACCUCCCUCGUUUACGCGUUGGUUACAGCCUCCUGCGCGUCUGGUUAUAUCCUUGCGUUCAAGGAAAAUUGGGACGCUACUGCUUCUCAAGGAGUGUUGACAUGGCUUGCAUUCGGCCUCUAUUGCCAUAUCAACUUCCUUGUGAUCGAUAUAAGCACUGCAUUUGUUCCAAUGCCGGGGGUUCCAUUCAUUGUUCUCUGGUGGAUCAUCGCAAACGUAACGUCCACAGUUUAUCCAUUUGAGCUCAACCCUGGGUUCUACAAGAUCGGCUACGCAUUGCCUGCCCAUCAUCACUAUGCAAAUCUUGUCACGAUUUGGUCAAAUGGAUGUGCUCCUCAAUUGCACCGGACGCUCCCAGUUUUAUUCUCAUGGUGGAUCGUGGGGAUGGGCGUUGGGAUCUAUGGCAUGGUCAAACGAUGUGAAGACGCCGCAAGAGCGGAACAUGAUGAUCUCGCAAAAUCCGGACAAAUUGAGCUUUCCGAGUUUAACGACACGCAAAACCUGUUCCCGCAGCAAGCAACUUCCACUGCAUACGGCCUGCCUGUGCCGGUUCAGGAUACCCUACACCUCCGACAAACCCAGAGUUCCCAACUGGGAUCUGCGACCUAA
Messenger RNA from Penicillium concentricum, 1410 nucleotides. Its product is annotated as SNG1 family protein. The record is from RefSeq and is a predicted model, not a curated record. NCBI's taxonomy places the organism in Eukaryota, Fungi, Ascomycota, Eurotiomycetes, Eurotiales, Aspergillaceae. The transcript is spliced from 2 exons. The coding region runs from base 1 to 1410 and encodes 469 amino acids. Gene Ontology annotation, cellular component: membrane.